AUGAGCUAUUCGAUGGAGGAGAAUAAUCGGUCUGUGACCGCUUGCCAGCGAUGCCGGGACCAAAAGCUAAAAUGCAGUCGCGAACGGCCGAUAUGUGUGCGAUGCAGACGGUUGGGCGCCUGCUGCAUCUAUCCGGCUCUGGCAGGCCGCAGACGUACCAAUCCGGCUCGCCGAUCGUCAAGGCCACAGACCUCCUUGCACAGCAGAACAAGGCGUACUCUUCACAGAAAUAGCCCUGGCUCUCUGGAUCGGGACGCUGAAGCCAACCGGUCUCUGGUGGAAGAACUACAGCCUCGCCAACCACAAGAUGCAACAGGGGACCAGGGCCACCUUUUCUCUGCCACCAAUUCCCAAGAUGAAGUUCCUUAUCUGGACAAGCUCCCCAACAGCUUCAAUUUCGAGUCAUACUCGACACACCUCCGGAACACCGACCCAUCUUUUUCGAGUGCAAGCCCGGAUCGAGGCAGCGUACCAAAUGCCUGUUCGCCGCUCCCUUCACGGGCUAUGGGGCUUUCUUUGCUCGAAAUCUACUUCGCCAGAAUCUACAACGCUUCACUUCUCUUUUGCAAGCCGAUGCUCUUCCAAGAAUACAUUGAAGGGAAAUUGCCAGACUACCUGCUGAAGGGGAUAUUUGCGCUGGCUUCGCUAUUCCUAGCCCCCCAAAAUGCCGGCGAUGCUCGAGGUGACAUGACCAAGUUUUCCGAGCUCAGAGCCCUGAGUGUUUUCCACGUGUGCAGCAUGCCAUGGGCAGAAGACUCCAUGAGGGAUGUUAUGGGACUGAUCAUGUAUGAACCGACAUUGCACAUGGUUCAAGCGCUUGAAUGUCUCACUCUGUACUGGUUCGGGCGUGGAGACGCGUGGAAGGGGGAUAUGUGUCACGCCCUGGCGUAUCGCAGCUGCCGCGCUUUGGCAUACGGCCAGAGAAAUAAGGAUCGCAGCGCCAACUCUUCGCCUCCGCUACAUGCAGAGCUGGAACGACGGUGCUUCUGGUCAUGCUGGGCCUCCAUGUGCAUUAUUGCACAGCCAGAGCCGUAUCUCAGAUCGGCCUGGCUGGAGACGAAAGGAAUCCCACUGCCAGGACGGAUUGACAACACGUCAGUCGGUUGGAGAGUUGUUCUCGGCGUAGUCAUGACCACGGAGUGGAGGCCCUCUGUGUCGGGCCAGAGCCAAGACGCCACAAGGUGCCUACCAUUCUCUGCGUCCUUGGUGAAGGUGGUGGGAGUGUGGGCAAAGAUCCAGCAAUUCGUUGUCGAAUCCAAAAGUCUGACAGUCGCAACGAAGUUCGGGAGAUUGUCCGAUCUGUCGUCACUUGCCUCGGCUAUCUACCAGGAGUUGCCUCGUCAGGAUCACCCAACGUCGGCAAACACCACCUUCACAGACACCCACCUUUUCCACAUGUUGGACGCACUGUGCUACAUGUGCCAAAUGGCUUUGCACUCCACUGUUGUCCCUCUGUUUUCUGGCUCAUCGCUCGAUCUAGGGGCAAGGCCUGAGGAAGUGCGAAACAGUGCAAAGAAGGUUCUCACCUUCGCACAACGAUUCGCGAGAUUGCUCGACUCCUAUCUCCAAGCUCCACUUGAUGUUUCCUACAUCAGCCCUCUCGUUGGCUAUGUGGAGAUUCAUUCCGGUGCUCUGCAACUUCAGGGGGGGCUGGUCUAUCGACUGUGCGAGCCAUUCUUGACCUUUUGGGCGCGCUCUCUGUGUAUUGGAGAGUUUUGCAAAGUCCUAGGGAAAGGCUUCGUGCAGCUCUGGCACAAAUCCCAACUGAAGCCGCAUGCCAAAGCCCGCCGAUGGCUGGGGCAACAAACAUACCAGAAAAUAUUGUCACGGAUCAUGUCAGGAAUCAAGCCCUGGUCGGAUCCGAUCUUUCCGUACUUCACCAAGGUGGAAUGCCGCUGCAGCCUUUGGCAACGAUUGAUAGGGCCGGAGUCGGGGGCCAAGAAGGCCUUGCAGGCUUUACUCCGAUCUCAACCGAUCUCAGGGGGCAGGAUAUCGAUCAACCCAGAGAUUCAAUGGAGGAUCUGAAUCUGGACCAACAGGGACUGGAGUGGUGGAACUUGACUUUCGCAGAGGCUGGAUUUGCGCAUUUCGAAGGGCUGGAGCCCUUGAGUGGUUUUUGGGGGGGUGAAGGCACAGUUCCAUAG
This is a messenger RNA of Fusarium falciforme, 2144 nucleotides long. RefSeq names its product Zn(2)-C6 fungal-type domain-containing protein. The transcript is spliced from 9 exons. Gene Ontology annotation, molecular function: DNA binding; zinc ion binding; DNA-binding transcription factor activity, RNA polymerase II-specific. The coding region runs from base 1 to 2025 and encodes 674 amino acids. Gene Ontology annotation, biological process: regulation of DNA-templated transcription; DNA-templated transcription. Gene Ontology annotation, cellular component: nucleus. Lineage: Eukaryota; Fungi; Ascomycota; Sordariomycetes; Hypocreales; Nectriaceae. The record is from RefSeq and is a predicted model, not a curated record.